AUGGGUCUGCAAAGGAUUUUAAAUGGAGUGAUUCGUUUCCGAAAAACGGUUCGAGCGGAUCUCGUAAAGCAAUUCGAAAAAGUUCGAGACGAUCCUCAUCCGACCGCUCUAUUCAUCACAUGUAUGGACUCUAGAAUUUUACCGGCCAGAUUUACACAAUCGCAAGUUGGCGACAUGUUUGUGCUUCGAAACUCCGGAAAUAUUGUGCCACACGCGCAAAACUAUGGAUCCGCGGGAUACGAAGUCUCAAUUACCACCGAGCCAGCAGCGUUGGAGCUAGCGGUAAAGCGAGGAAAAAUUAAACAUGUUAUCGUUUGUGGGCAUUCCGAUUGUAAAGCUAUUAACACGUUAUAUGGACUGCACAAAUGUCCGAAAGCUUUUGACCCAGAAUCGCCGAUGGAUCAUUGGUUACGACGACAUGGAUAUUCAUCUCUUCGAAAACUUGAACUGAGAUUAUCUAACCCGGAUGAAAAACCACUGGAAUAUAUCUCGAACAAUGCGUUAUUCAGUUUUUCUGCUCUGAUUGACCCGGAGAAUGCGUUAUCUGUGGAGGAUAAACUAUCACAAAUCAAUACUUUACAACAAUUAGAAAACAUAAGCAGCCAUGGAUUUCUUAAGGAAUUUCUUGAGCGAAAAGAGAUCAAUCUCCAUGCAAUGUGGUUUGAUAUUUACACAGGCGACAUGCAAAUGUUUAGUAAGCGAAGUCGAAGAUUUGUUACGAUUGAUGAGGAUUCGGUGGAUCGAUUGACAAAUGAAAUAAACCAA
Molecule: messenger RNA, 765 nt
Organism: Mesorhabditis belari
Lineage: Eukaryota; Metazoa; Nematoda; Chromadorea; Rhabditida; Rhabditidae
Source: the annotation of a GenBank genome assembly